Molecule: messenger RNA, 1990 nt
Organism: Sorghum bicolor (sorghum)
Lineage: Eukaryota; Viridiplantae; Streptophyta; Magnoliopsida; Poales; Poaceae
Product: ABSCISIC ACID-INSENSITIVE 5-like protein 3
Exons: 4
Coding region: 700-1656 (318 amino acids)
Biological process (GO): positive regulation of DNA-templated transcription
Cellular component (GO): nucleus
Molecular function (GO): DNA-binding transcription factor activity
Source: RefSeq, a predicted model, not a curated record
UCUCGCUCUCUCUCUCACACACACACACAAAAAAAAGAAAAGAAAGGAAAGGAAAAUAAUAAUAAAUAAAAAUGCAGCGCAAAGCCUGGAGCAUCGGCCUUGCAAAAAGGAAGGCAGGCACUCGAUUCGAUUCUCCUCCAUUUCACCUUGGCUUGUGUUUGGCUUUGGCUCUCCUCCUCUCUCCCAGUCAGUCUCCUGCCUCCUCUGCUUCCUCCUCUUCUCUUGCCUUCGCUUCAUCACUCCCCUUCCCUUUUUGGACCCUCCUCUCCCUCUUGCGGCUGUGGCAAUCCUAAAAUUAAGGCUCCCAUCUGCCCCUCUUCUCUGAUUGAUCCAUCGAUCUGGUCCCUCCUCUUCCUCUUCCUCUUCAUCUUCCUCCCCUCCCCCUUUCUUGCUUCUUGCUUGCUCAGGUAAAAAAAAAAGGUAGCAGGAGCUGCUGCAGCACAAGCACAACGCCCCCAGGCCUCUCCUUCUUCGCAAGAUUCUCCCUUUCUUGUCAUAUGCCCCCCAAAGGUUUUGUUUCCACUGUCGACGCUCCGGUCGACCAAAGCACCUGCUGUUCUUGCCAUUUCCGAUCUCUGCGCCUGCGCCGCCCGCCCUCCCCUCCCCACUGCGCCGUCGCUGCGCAUUGAUUUCUUUGCAGGUGCAGCCGUGCAGUGCAGGUGACUAGUAGGUGAGGUGAUCGCACGUGGGCGCCCCUGGAUGGGAGUUCAGACAAUGUCGUCCCACUCCCACGGCGACGACGCCCGCCGCGGCCUCCCGCUCCCCCUCCCGCGGCAGGGCUCCGUCUACGGCCUCACCCUCACCGAGGUGGAGACGCAGCUGGGCGAGCCGCUGCGGACCAUGAACCUCGACGACCUCCUGCGCACCGUGCUCCCUGCCGCCCCCGCCCCCAACGCGGCCAAGAAGACGGUGGACGAGGUGUGGCGCGACAUCCAGAGCGCCGGGGCCCGCGGCGGCGGAGCCCGCCAGCCCUCCAUGGGCGAGAUGACGCUCGAGGACUUCCUCUCCCGCGCCGGCGUCGCCGUCGACACCGCCCCGCAUUGGAUGCACCAGUACCCGCCGCAGCAGCAGUACGCGCUGCAGCUCGGCGCCGCCGCCCCCGGCCCCGGCCCGGCUCUCGACGCCGCGUACCGCGACCGCCCGGUGGGGGUUUUCCUCUCCAACUCGCACUCGCAGGUGGCCGGGCGGAAGCGCGGCGCCGCGGCGGCCGUGCCCGGGGACGGCGUCGUGGAGAGGACGGUGGAGCGGCGGCAGAAGCGCAUGAUCAAGAACCGCGAGUCCGCGGCCAGGUCCCGGGCCAGGAAGCAGGCGUACACCAACGAGCUGGAGAACAAGAUCGCCCGGCUGGAGGAGGAGAACGAGCGUCUCAGGAAGCUCAAGCUUGAUGAGACAAAAAAAAUGGAGCCCAAUGAAGAGCAUGUGCAUUCCUUAGAUAGCUCCAUCCAUCCACAGUUCCAUUCCAAGAGUUUGUCACCUAAUGUUGGAACCACUGGAGCCACCACCGGAGCAGCACGAGCGGCUGCCAUUGCCGCAACCGGAGAGGAAGCAGCAGCACCACCACCUCCGGCGAACGAAUUCCGCCAGUUUCUGAUGAGGAGACCAUGGGCCGGGCGGCCAUAUAUGUUCAUAGUGAAGCUCUCUAGGGCGUCUAAUUAACGGUCUGUACUUGGAUGCUUUGAAAUGUGAAUGAACAAACCAUGCUCUGCUCUGUCUGCAGUAGUUGCUCGCCCCUCUCGCCGUUGCUGGCUGCAGAUUGUGGUCUGUGGAUGCGUGGUGUUAAUUGUUGCAGUGAAAAAGCUAUUGCUUUGCAUUGGUGCUGCGCUCUGUUGCUCCGUUCCAUGCCUGUGCUAACCGUACACUUUUGCUAGGUUGGAACUGGAUGGAGAUCAUCAUCAUCUACUCAUCUGGGUUGCUUUGCAGUUUGUAUCUGUUCACUUGAACUUAUCUGCUGAAUCUGUCAGCCAUUCAGCAGUGUUUUUUUCUCUCACAA